This is a messenger RNA of Paramecium sonneborni, 1059 nucleotides long. The record is from the annotation of a GenBank genome assembly. Lineage: Eukaryota; Ciliophora; Oligohymenophorea; Peniculida; Parameciidae.
AUGAAUUAAAAAUAGAAAUCCCAAUCAAAAGAUUUUGAAAUAGACAACACAAAGGAUGAAACUCCAGCUUAAAACAUUAACUCAAAUUUUAUUAAUUCAAGUUCUGAAAAUUAAAAUGCAAAAACAAAGCAUUAAUAGAAUAUAUUCUCGAAAGAAAUAUAGCAAUUAGGAACUAUAUACAAUUCUUAUCGAGUGAUAUUUUAAUUUUAUAGCACUUCAAACUAGUUUAAUUAAUAGAAUGGAACUGCUUUAAAUGAAUAAGGAGCAAAAAGCAAAGAGUAUGUUUCUAUCUAGCAAAACGAUAAAUCAAUUAAACAAAACAUUGAAGGUAAUUAAGAAUUACUAAAACAAAACUCUGGAUAUCAAUCUGCUUAAGAUGAUUAAGAUAUAUAAUAAUAUUAAGAUUAAGAUUAAGAAUUAGUAAUAAGGUAGAAUACUUUGUUAUUAUGUUAAUAUGCAUUUAUAUAAGUACUAAGAUAAAUGAUAUAUAAUUCAAUUAUAACCUCAAGUGAUAAAUUAUAAGAUAAAAAAGACUUAGAUGUUUAAAUUUCUAUUUAUUGUCAAUUGAGAGGAAUUUUAAAGGGAGAUGAUCUUAAAACUAUGAAGGAAUAAGAAGAAGAACUAUUAUAAUUUUUUGAAGAUUGGUUUGAAGAUUGGUUUGAUUUUGAAGAAGAAAUUUCAUAGAUUUAAAAUAAUAAAAUAGACAAAUAAGAAAUUAAAAAUAUUAUACAAUCUUAUUUUUAAGAAAAAAAAAAUUUAGAAUUUGAAUUUGAUUUUGAAAUAGAAUGUUUGAAUUAUUUCUUCGAAUAUAUUAGAUCUAAGAAAUAGGAGGAUCUAAAAAAAUUAAAAGAACUUUAUUCAGAAGAAGAAACUCUUAAUAAUUGGAAAAAUAUAAAGGAUUAAAUAAAGGCUAAUAAAAUCUAAAUUUUUGUUAUGUUUUUAAAAAGAAAAGAAAGAGAUCCAUAAGAUAAACUUGUAUAAUAUUACAUAAAAUGGUGGUUUUAAUGGAAUAAAACUUGUGUUUUUAAGAAAGCUUAGUAGGAAGCUAAUAAAUUAUGA